CUUAGCGAAAGGCCGGAGCGGCUCUGUCUCGUUCACCGCUUGCCAUGCAGCAGAGGGAGCAUCGCUAUAAGGUCCUGGUGAUCGGAGACCUCGGCGUCGGGAAGACGAGCAUCAUCAAACGCUACGUGCACCAGCACUUCUCCACUAACUACAGAGCCACCAUCGGAGUGGACUUCGCUCUCAAAGUGAUCAACCAGGACCAGGACACGAUCCGGCUGCAGCUGUGGGACAUCGCAGGUCAGGAACGUUUCGGGAACAUGACCCGUGUUUAUUACCGUGACGCCCUCGGCGCCUUCGUGGUCUUCGACGUGACGCGCUCGUGCACUUUCGAGGCCGUGAGGAAGUGGAAGGAGGAUUUAGACGACAAACUGAACGUCUCUGGAGGGAAACGAAUCGCCGCCGUGCUGCUGGCCAACAAAUGUGAUCAGGAGAGAGACGAAGCUUUCGCUACAAACUCCAGCAGAAUGGAGCAGUUCUGCCGAGAGCACGGCUUCAUCAGCUGGUUCGAGACAUCAGCCAAGGAGAACAUUAAUAUAGAUGAAGCCGUUACCUGUCUGGUGAGCAACAUCAUGGCCAGUGAGACCGAACCACUCCAGAGGGACGACAUGAGCAUCGUCACCCCUAACCUCGAUUCGGGACGCAGCCCACCCUGCUCUGCCUGCCUGAGAGCCUAAAACACUCCAUUCUUACUUCAUCUUUACCCCAGCACACUUCAUCCCUCAAAAUACCCCCAAUCAUACUCCCUACACACACACACACACACACACACACACACACACACACACACACACACACACACACACACACACACACACACAUGACUGUAUAUGUAAGUGUUUAUGUGUACAGUUGUCUGUAUGUGAUAUAAAAAGCAUCUGUGCAUUUGUAUCCAUAGCAACAGACUUGAAACUUCACACAUCAGCAUCAUUAUAGAGGAACUUGUGCAUGUGUCUCUCGCUUGUUCUCUCUCUCUCUCUCUCUCUCUCUCUCUCUCUCUCUCUCUCUCUCUCUCUCUCUCUCUCAUUAUCGAAUGUAAAGAGAUUUGAUGUGUGAUGCGUUAAGUAUGGAAUAGUACACUAGGGAUCAUGCUGUUACAAGAAAGUCCUCAUACAGCGCAGCAAUUUGCCAGUGAUUUACAGUAUGUUUAUUUAUUAAAGGAAAUAGCAUCC
Messenger RNA from Tachysurus fulvidraco (yellow catfish), 1169 nucleotides. It is a transcript of the gene rab38a, whose product is annotated as RAB38a, member RAS oncogene family. The record is from RefSeq and is a predicted model, not a curated record. Gene Ontology annotation, molecular function: GTP binding; GTPase activity. NCBI's taxonomy places the organism in Eukaryota, Metazoa, Chordata, Actinopteri, Siluriformes, Bagridae. The transcript has 3 exons. Gene Ontology annotation, biological process: vesicle-mediated transport. Bases 45 to 674 code for a protein of 209 amino acids. Gene Ontology annotation, cellular component: vesicle; trans-Golgi network; Golgi apparatus.